AUGGACGAGAUAAGGCAAGUAUCAACCUUUGAUGUUUCAAAGGUCAUCAUGCCACCCAGAUUCCUUCGAGGUAGAGGCAAAGGACCCGUGACAGGUCAUGAUCACGAAGCCGGACCUUCGCACCGGCGAACCCCAUCCAUUACUAUGAGCACCAGCCCGCAAGAGCCCUGGAGACUCUAUGUCGAACCAGGAAGGCGAUCAGUAUCCCUUAGCUCCUCUCCUUCGUACCAACAUUCAUUUGGGCCCAAUUCUGAAAACGAGCCCAAUAACCAGCCUCCAGCUUUCAUACCUCUCCAAAGAUCAAAUUCUCACCAUUCUUUUGGUAGCCCAACACCCGUCUUCCAAAGCCGGUUUAACCCGGCUAACCUUUUGCCUGAACCCAUGGGUUUUAACCCACUCGGACCGGGAGACCACUUUCCAGAGGAGAACGACAUGGAUGAGGAUACUGACCCCGUGGAGCCAGCAUCUGGAACGCCGAACCAUCCCAUCGAGAUAUCAGAUGGGUCAUCAUUCCAUGGAUCGCCAUAUCGUGGUCCAGACAGCUACGAGGAAAGGUUCCGAAACAUUGACUGGUACUUCACACCGUCUGAACACUCGCAUCAUGAGCAGCAACAGGAUCCUUCAGUGGGUCAUCAAUUUGUGGCAGUCACGCCACCGCCGCCACCGCCACCGGCACACACCCACUACAACUACAACUAUGGUUAUGCAGAGGUAGAUCCAUACCUAGUAGCUCGGGAUUACAAUGCUCUUCAUCCUGAAGGACCGUAUGGAGGGCCAUGGACUACUGGUUACCCGACUUAUGGGUACCAGCAUCAGCCACCUCCUCCGCCGGUGUAUCAGCCGCCUCAACCACCGAUUCAACAGGAAGUCCUUAAGAGGCUGAGCCAAGUUGAACAAGAGGUCCGUGAAGACCGCAAAGAGCGGCAAGGAUUUUUCAAAGGGCUAUCAGAUUUCCUUAAGGGGAAGUCGAAGAGGAGGGGUCAUUGA
Helianthus annuus (common sunflower) is the source of this 987-nucleotide messenger RNA. RefSeq names its product leucine-rich repeat extensin-like protein 5. The record is from RefSeq and is a predicted model, not a curated record. The transcript is spliced from 3 exons. Lineage: Eukaryota; Viridiplantae; Streptophyta; Magnoliopsida; Asterales; Asteraceae. Bases 1 to 987 code for a protein of 328 amino acids.